This is a messenger RNA of Ectocarpus sp. CCAP 1310/34, 550 nucleotides long. Lineage: Eukaryota; Phaeophyceae; Ectocarpales; Ectocarpaceae. The record is from the annotation of a GenBank genome assembly.
UUGGCCUGCUCCCCGGCCGGGGCCGAACUCGACCUAGUGAGUCCCUCGCGGGCGAACCAGGACACAACAGAUAGUAGGCGGGUGGUGUCCCAAGGUGCAACUCACCGCCGCGCUGGCUCAGCGUGGCGGUGAGGAUGCACAGACGGUGGUAGUGGCGAGAGGUGUGUAUGGACACUGUUCCCGCGGCAGUAAUGCAAAGCGGCAAACUGCACCUGGCAACCACCGUCGCGGAAAGCGUGGCCCACGAAGCUGGAGGAGUAGAGAGAUUCGUAAACACCACGUCAGUAAGCACCGCUCGCGGGAGAAGGGAGACGACCGCGGGCACCGCGGGGAGGGAGUGCUGCACCCUCCUCGUCAAAACACCACAGGCAAGAACCGAGCUCUGCAGAGAUGGAUUGAUGCGAGGAAACUCGCCGCUCGGAAGAUACGGAAGAAAGCACACCCGCAACGUGAGGUAGAUCGAGGGAGACACGAGACCGCAGCGGCCGUCAAGGCGGCUGGGAAGAAGAAGGCACGAGAGGGCGACCUAUCGUUCGGCACGUUCAACGUA